Molecule: messenger RNA, 1681 nt
Organism: Arabidopsis arenosa
Lineage: Eukaryota; Viridiplantae; Streptophyta; Magnoliopsida; Brassicales; Brassicaceae
Source: the annotation of a GenBank genome assembly
GACAGAGAAUUCGUUUAUUACAGUUGAGACUUGAGAGAGAGAGCGAAGGACAAAAUGGAGGAGUGGAUUCCACUGUUGGACAUUUUCUUGAAGAGUCCAUCUCCGGAGACCGAGGCUUCGCUGUGGCUAGACCAGGCUUCGAACUCUUCUUCUUCCUCCUCCUCUGCGGCGGCGCCGAUCAACCGGAGCUCGUUUGUUUCAUUGCUGAAGAAACAAUGUGACCAGAAUUCAUCUCCGGCUACGAAGAAGGUUCUUUUCAUUGAGACAUUACCCAACAUGGUUCAGUCAAAGAUUCUAUCUUUCCUUCGUUUCGAGUAUCAGAGGUUUUUCGUUAGUGAUUUGGUUUGGCUGGCUAGAGAAAUGUUGGGUAGUGGUGGUAGUAAAGUUGUUGAUUUCUGGGUUCAGAGAGAUGCACAGAACCUGCUCGACAGAAUUCCUAAACCAAAAUUUGAUUGGAUAACUCAUCUAGAUUUGGAUUCAGCUGAUGAUGGCAGUAUUGGGGAGGAUUUUGACUCUGUACCAGAUUGGCUAAGUGAGAAGGUUGGUUCUGCUGGUACAAUUCUUCCAUGGCUUCCUGUAUCAUACAAUGAUGUAGAUUCAGAAAUGCUGGUUGUUGAUUCUUGGGAUGGGAAGGAGAUGACUCAAAUCAGAGAGGAUAUGGAAGAAGAUCAGAGAGAAGUUGUGGAUAACAUUGAUCAUACCAUGAAUGUUGGGUUACAAGCUGAUGAUCAUGAAAUGGCGGUGAAUCUUAGAGCUCAGGUUACGAACUUUGAGUCUACUUCUGGAGUUUUAACCUUGUGUAAUGAAAUUCGGAAACUUUUCUUAGAGAAGGGUAGGGACUCUUUUAGAGUUUUGGCUUUGAUUGAGCCUUGGAAUGCAGAUGAUGAGACUGCUGCGGUUUUACUUUCUAAUUUGCAGAGUGGAAGUGAGGAAGAUGAGCUUGGUUGGCCAAGCCAGGUUCUAUGUUCGAUUGUGCUUCCAAAGUUUUUGUCUCUCGAGAAGUCCGCCUCUCGUGUGCUGAUGUCUUCAACAAUCGAGUUUUGCAAGAUCCACCAAAGAGCAGCUGAGUAUGCAUUGGUGUUCCCUUUGAUACUCAGGAGAGAAGGGAUAAACAAUUUCAUUUGUGAGGUGAUUUCAAGGGUGUUGAAAGAAUGCUUGCACUUGGGUCAAAUUUCUGGUUUUUGCCAGAAGUUACUUUGUGGAAGAACAGAAGAGCGGAGGUUUAUGUUCCUUCCCUGCCAUCGAGAGCUCAUAUCGGAUGAACUGAUAUGGAAUGAAUCUCUGUUUAUCCUUUUCCAAAACAUCUUGAUCCAUGACGUCCCUUUAUCCCAAGACUCCGUUGAUUGCCUUGUUUCUAAGGUUCAGGAGUUGGCGGAAAGGUAUUCCAAAUCGCUAAAAUUUGGAAACUUCUUGCUACAUUUUACUGCCAAAUGUGCUCCGAUGCUACAGGCUCAUAAGUAUCAGCUGACCGAAUCAGUUAAGUGCACCAACAGUCUAGUUACAAAAUCUAUCCUAUCGAAACUCAAUGCCCUGUAGAUCCUAUAGCUCAAGUCUAGAUAAUUCCAACAAUUCUCUGUGGUUUGACAUCUGGAGCCUUUGUCUUGUCUCCAAACUUGGUGGUUAAAGAAUACUUGAGGUAAACUUGAAACUUGAAGCCUCUGGGAUACAAGAGCUUUGAAGC